AGUUUUUCUUUUUCAUGGGUACAAAAUUCCAAAUCCACCGCGUUGCUAGGGUUUCCAUCUUCAUCAGCUGUAAUUAGCUGUAUCAUUAUGAAGAAAAAAGAUUUGGUCCCCGUGAGCUGGAAUGAUGGUUGCUUGUUCUCGAUCUUGAUCUGAAUUUUGGGUUUUGGGGGUCCUCCUGCAGUCAUACGAAUUCGUCAUUCGAUACAAAGCCUAGGCUUUUUUUCUCAUAGGAAUGGAUUUGGAAAGUGGGUGUUCGUCACUUGAAUCUAGGGAAGAUGAUGAAGUUAGAACCCCUGGUAAAUUGGUUAAUUCUUCUGACGACACCACCAAGAUUGCAAACAAUGGCUCCUGCGUUGUUGUUGAUGAUAAACUAGUGGAAAAUGCAAAAGGGAAGGGGAUUGAAGUUACGGAGUUAGUGAAUUCACCUCCGACGAUCGCGUCGCCUUUGGGGACAGCCAUGAAAGGCUAUGGGUUGAAGAAAUGGAGACGGAUUAGGAGGGAAGUGAAUACUGAUGGGAGCAUUAAUGUAGAUAGUAGUAAGAUAUUGAAGCGGGGUUUGUCGAAUACGGCUGCCAAAUCAAUCAAAAUUUCGCAUUUUUCUGCUGAUGUGAAGCAAAAGAGUGCGGGCUCCAUUUCGUCAACAAAUGCAAUGGUGAGAAGUCCGGGAGCUGUGGUUGAUGGUUUCAUCAUGAUUGGCGAUCCUGGGUCAGCAGUUGGACCCACCUUUAAUGCCCGGGAAGAUUCCGAGAGCAGCGAGGAUCGGAGCAGCAGGUCUUCCACGGCAGCGAGCGCUCCAAAGAUGAGGUGUGAGAAACCUGCAGGGGCACGGGAUAAGAACAGGAGGAGUCUGAGUGGGAAGAAUAUGGCUAAUUCGGUGCAGCGGAGUCAGCAGGGGAAGGGUCAGAUUGAAACGAGUAAGAAACCUAGAGGUGAAUUGAUCAAAAUCGAGAAGGAAAACUCUCAUUCCAGCAUGGAAUCUGACUCGCGAAGCUCCAACUUUGUCUUUAUGCAAGGCACUGAUUCUGUGACCAGUAAUGGGAGACAAAGUGGAAUGCCAAUGAACUAUGAUGGAGAAAAUAGUGACGAAGCUCAGGGCUGUGAUCAACAGUUUAGUGAGGAAUUUCAAAUUGGUAAUGGCAGAAAAGAGAUGGGAGAAUUUGAAGAGGUGUUUCAAGAAAAUUUAGGGGUUGACUUGUCUUGGGAGGCUAAGGAAGAAAAAAGCGAGAACCAGAGGUCCUCUUCAGAUAAGGAUUCUCUGGUUGAGUCCAUCCUUUCACUCCAGUCUGUGCAGGAUGCGCUUGAAAAAGGUGGAAAAGAGAUGGGAGAAUUUGAAGAGGUGUUUCAAGAAAAUUUAGGGGUUGACUUGUCUUGGGAGGCUAAGGAAGAAAAAAGCGAGAACCAGAGGUCCUCUUCAGAUAAGGAUUCUCUGGUUGAGUCCAUCCUUUCACUCCAGUCUGUGCAGGAUGCGCUUGAAAAAGAAGUUCAGAAAUUAAAAGACAUUGGCAAGGAAGAUAUUUCUGUCUUCAAUGGUAGUAGUUCACCUUCAAAGUUCCCUUAUGAUGACCCAGAAGUCCAUGAACAAAGUUCGUCCGACCCAUUGCUAUGUGAUGAGAGUGGACAAAGUGCCUCUCAUCCAUUUGAAACCCAGUUGGUUAGCUUAAAACGGAGUGUCAAUUCUUUGGAGAGCAAGCUGGCGGAGGCAAGGGUCAUGCUCCAAAUGAAGGAAGCCAAGAUUACUGAACUUGAAGCCACACUAGGUAGGAGCAUGUCUGCAAAGGAAGAAUCAGGGAGCACUGUAGGGUUGCAACAAGAAAAAUAUAGAGGGGUGGAGACUGAACUUGAGGGCCUCUUCAGUCAAAAGAUUGAAUCUGAGGUUCAGUAUUUAGCAAUAUCGAGAACCGUCCAAAAUUUGAGAGUUGCAGCAGUGGAUCAAAUCACACUUCUGGAAGAACAAAAAACUCUUGCUUUGGAGCAGGCCCAGAUGCUGAACAAGCUUGGAUAUGUAGAAGGAAAGGCUGCCAUGCUAAAAAGGGAAGCUGAAAAGUUGGAGACUUAUUGUGAAGAUAUUGUCGCUGCCGAUGACGUUUUGAGGCUUCAGAAGAAGAUUUGUAAGUUUACUUGGUGUUUCUUUAUACAGUUGAUGUUGCUGGUUGUUAUCCUGGCACUUUUUGUGUUCAAGUUAUCACCCCUUAAUGCUGGGGUGGUGGUACCCACCUAA
Messenger RNA from Ilex paraguariensis (yerba mate), 2218 nucleotides. The record is from the annotation of a GenBank genome assembly. Lineage: Eukaryota; Viridiplantae; Streptophyta; Magnoliopsida; Aquifoliales; Aquifoliaceae.